Messenger RNA from Arabidopsis thaliana (thale cress), 694 nucleotides. Its product is annotated as carboxypeptidase. The record is from RefSeq and is marked reviewed. NCBI's taxonomy places the organism in Eukaryota, Viridiplantae, Streptophyta, Magnoliopsida, Brassicales, Brassicaceae. The transcript is spliced from 2 exons. The coding region runs from base 122 to 526 and encodes 134 amino acids.
AAAAAAAAAGUUCUGAAUUUAAAAUGCUAAAACGGCACCGUUUAGUAAAAAAAUAAAAUUAUUUCUUGUUUUCAUAACUUGUCUGCUUCCAUCAUCUCUCCCAUUUUAUCGGAGCACGACGAUGUCUCAAGCUUUACUAAAUUUUCAGCUUUCUUCUUCUUCUUUCUCAAUCCCCAAAACCCUAAUUCACUCUCACUCUCUCAAAACCUUGAAAACCCCGAAACUAAACUCACGACAAUUCUUCUCACAAUGCACAGCUUCUUCUUCCGAUGGACCCAAAACCUUAAGAACUUGCAAAAACUGCAAAACCCAAUUCGAUCCUCUCCUCAAUAACCCACGCGCUUGUAGAUUCCACACUGCUCAUUUCGGAGGUGAGACAAAGAGGAAAUUUGAGAGUGUAUAUACAGGUGGAACAAUGGAUACACCAAAUUCUGGAAAAGUGUUACAAUAUUGGCAUUGUUGUGGUUCUGAAGAUCCUUUUGAUUCUGGUUGUACUGCUUCUCCUCAUACAACAUAUGAUGAUUGAUUGAAGAAGAAGAAAGGAAAAGAAUUUUGUGUGUAAAAGUUACCUUUAUGUAUUCUUUUCUUGCAGAUAAUCUUUUUGUACAAACAACAAUUUUGUGAUAUGAGAUUCUUGUUUUGUUUUGUCCAAACUUGUAACUUUGCUUCUCAAGUUUCCGUUAGUUGUUGCUUC